GGGGGGGGGGGGGUAAUGGCGGCCGGUAAUGGCGGAGCGGCGCUGAGGGGGGGAAGAGCAGCAGCCGCCCCGCACCGCCGCCAUCGCCAUCACCCUGCGCCAUCGCCCCGCGCCGCCGGCCGGCGGAGGGAGGGGAAAGGCGCCGCUUCCGCCGCAGCGGGGCGGGCCUGGGCGGAGAACGGCUGCGCGGCGGGCCCCGGUGCGGCCAUGGCAGCGAGUCCCAUCGUGAUGUCCAAGCAGCGAGAGGAGGUGGUACACGGGGUCCCGACAGAGGUGGUGUGCACGGCGUUCUCCAACUCCGUCCUCGUGGUGGUCACGCAGUACGGCAAGAUGGGCACAAUCGUCUAUGUGGACCCCAACACAGUGGGUGACAACGUGGGCAGGCCCUCGCUCACCACAAAGGUGCUGCUGGGCAAGGACGAGCCCCUCGUUCAUGUUUGUGCCAAAAACCUGGUGGCAUUUGUGUCUCAGGAAGCUGGGAACAAACCCGUUCUUCUCGCCAUGGCUUUAAAGGACAAGACCAUGGAAGGAAUACAAGCUCUACGGGAAGUGAUCCGAAGUUGCCAAGUGUGGUGAAGUUGUGCCAUCUGGAUUCAAGGAAAUGAUCUUGAGUCUGUGACUCAUCACCACCUAUUUAAAAGGACAAGAAAUGAAAAUGAUGGAAUGUCUUUGUGCUGGUUUUGGACGAACUGAGGAAUUUCAUGAAUUUUUCUCUACUGUGUAGAACAUUUGUGGGUUUUGUUACUGUGACAGGUUUGCAGUCCAUACAGUCAGUGAUGAGACGAGGGCAAUUGUCUCAACAUACAAGAGAAGUGUUAUUUUAAUCGCAUUGGGUGGGCUGUAUAUUUGGGAAGUGGCGUGGCUCUUGCAUUUGUAUCCUGAGGAGCGAUGGAUGCCAAGCUCUGGAGCUACACUGCACCGCAGAGGGGGAACACCCAGUGCAUGGUGAAUAAAAAGAAACAUUGACAAAUCUAA
Molecule: messenger RNA, 975 nt
Organism: Neopsephotus bourkii (Bourke's parrot)
Lineage: Eukaryota; Metazoa; Chordata; Aves; Psittaciformes; Psittacidae
Gene: PSMG3
Product: proteasome assembly chaperone 3
Biological process (GO): proteasome assembly
Source: RefSeq, a predicted model, not a curated record